This is a messenger RNA of Moneuplotes crassus, 2795 nucleotides long. Lineage: Eukaryota; Ciliophora; Spirotrichea; Euplotida; Euplotidae. The record is from the annotation of a GenBank genome assembly.
CUUAAAUUGUAAUGUCAAUUUUGACUGGCGAAUAUGCAAAUUCAGGGAGUGGAUCUCGUAGCCUCCCACAGGCAAACCAUUCAAUCAUAUCUCUAAGGGGAUCGUGUAUUUGUGGGUGUAUUAGAAGACCUCCUUGGGUUAUCCCUUCCAUCUCGGGAGUGGUAAACAAGGUAGAUAAUUCAGAAAAAAUGGUAGUCCAAAAAAUAGACUUGGACGCAACAAUCUAUAAUAGCAUUGCAGAAGUCAAGCUCUCUCAGCAGUUUAAAAAUACUACUGGAAGACCAAUUGAAUGUGUCUAUCAAUUUCCUUUAAAUGAAGAAUUCAUAGUCAAUGGAGUCAAAGCUACAAUAGGAGAUAAGACGGUUGAAACACAAAUUAUGAUGAAAGAGAAAGCAGCUGAAAAAUAUGAUGAUUCAGUCGCCCAAGGGAAUACAGCUAUCAGACUUGAAUACGAUGAAGAAAAUCAAAAGGCAUUGGUUCUUAAUAUUGGACAAUUACAGAAAAAUCAGGAAGUUCAGAUAGAUAUCAGAAUUUCGACCAAGUGCAAUUCCUUUAAGCAUGGCCAAUAUGCUUUUGUUUUUCCUGUGAACUUUCUUCCUGCAUUCAUGCAGAUGCAGGAUAAUCAGUUCAAGAUCAUAAAGCCUAAGUUCUCUUGAAGAAUCCUACUCAAAUGAGAUUCUGAAGUGACUAACCUUAAUACGAGCCAUGAGGAAUUCUCACAUUCUGUGGUUAAAGAUGGUAAUUUAUUAGAAUUCUCAGAUUUGGAAUCUGUUGGUCGAAAAGAUAUAAUGCUCUCAUACUCAUAUGAAGAUAUAAGACAACUAAACUUAAAGUUCUAUUCGUCAUCUAAGCACCCAGAUGAAGUAGUAGGCCACCUGAGUGGACUACCAAGGAUCUCUCCUGAGGUAAAUGAGGAAGGCAAAGCUGAAGAAAUGGUCCUAAAAGAUCCUGAUGGAAGCAAUGAUGAUCCUGAAAUAGCAACAGGCGAAUUCAUCUUCUUGAUUGAUAGAAGUUUUUCAAUGACUGGACAAAGAAUAUCCAUUGCUAAAGAUGCCUUAAGGCUAUUUAUUAGAAGUCUUCCUGAGGGGUCAAAGUUUAACAUUGUCAGUUUUGGAACAAGGUAUACUCUUUUUAAGGAAGAAUCUAUCGAAUAUAAUGAAGAGAGUUUAAAUGAAGCUAUUGAUGAGAUAAAUACUUUUACAGCAGAUCUGGGAGGUACAGAAAUCUUGACCCCACUGUGUGAAAUAUUUAAGAUGAAACCUACUCCUGGGUAUCCAAGAAAUAUAUUCUUGCUAACUGAUGGAGCCGUACAAGAUAAGGAAAAAGUAAUCAGGAAGAUAUCAGAAAAUUCUUCAAAAGCUCGUGUUCAUUCAUUCGGUAUCGGACACAGUGUUGACAAAUACUUAGUAAAAGAAUCCGCUAGAUCCGGUAAGGGUUCCUACUCCUUCACUACCGAGCAUGACUCUGACCUCAAUUCCAAAGUGAUCACCUCUCUCAAAGACUCUCUCCGUCCCUCCAUGACCAACAUAACCAUCGAUUGGAACUCUCUGGCUGAUGCUUUUAAGUAUCCCUCAAGUGUUUCCCUCUACUCCAGCUACGAAGACACUUAUGAAGAAGAGCCAAUCCACUUAUUUGUUAUUUUCUCGAAGCCCUUACUUGACCAGAUCUUGAAGACAAAGCCUAGCUGUGUCACUGUGAGUUAUUAUCAGUUCGAAGGAGGGAAGGUUAAAACUCUUUCUCUGCCCAUUUACAGCUGUUCACCACCUCUCACUACCCACUCUCAUCCUGUCUCGUUCAAAGCUCAACAGCUUGGGGCAGAAGAAGCCGAUUGUGAAGAAACACAAAAUAAAGAAGCCAAGGUUACUUUAGAAGAGGUACCCCAAAACCCGCCAGCAUUCACUCUCGCCUCUCAGCACCUCCUCCAGCACAUCAGCCCCCUUCCAUCCUCCGAUCUCUCUUCCACCAAAAUCUCCCUUAAGUACAACACUCUUUGCUCUACAACCACAUUCUUCGGCAAGCUCAAAACCCCCCACACCACUGGUGAAUCCCCUGCUCUCCUCACCAUCACCCCUAAAUCCUACUGCUCUAUCCAAUCUAUCUACUGUCAGCUUCCUUACACCACCAGUGGUUAUAGAAGAGGCAGUGUACCACUCACUGGCUACAGAGGAGGCAGAGGCAGUGGAAGAGGAGGUAGAGGAAGGGGUUUGAGUGUGACAGGGCAUGGAGAGGAGAGAAGGAGUAGAGGUGCAAGAGGAAGGGGGGUUGGGUUUGGGCAGAGUGGAAGGAGGAUGGGAGGUUUGGAGAGAAAUAGAGGGGUUGAGAUGGAGGUGGGAAGUGGGGAUAUGGGGUUGAAGGAGAGAGAUAAUAGGGAUAAGAUGAAGAGAAGGAGGAAUAAGUGUAGAGAUAGUCAAGAUAAAUGACAGUCGAAGAGUGGAUUAGGUGCAAGUAUUGAUAUUAAUCCUGAAACCAGAAAUAAAAUCCUCUCCCUUCAAGCUGCGAAUGGUAGUUUCAAAUCUCUCGCUUCUUUCAUUAAACCUCCUUCUCAACCAUCAGAACUCUCAAAUCUCGACCUUUCCAAGAAAGAUAUCACCCUCCUCUGGACCACGAUCACAUCUCUCGCAUACCUAUCCAAGUAUUUUGGAGCAAGUAGGAAGGAAUGGAGUUUGAUUUAUAAGAAGGGGAUAAGGUUUUGAGAGGGGGUGCUCAAGGGGGAAGUUGGGGUAGAGGAAAUUGUUAGGGAGGUAGUGAAGCAGGUGAGAUAGGUAUGAUGUUGAUUUUAAUAUUUGUUCAAUUUA